Agelaius phoeniceus (red-winged blackbird) is the source of this 2312-nucleotide messenger RNA. RefSeq names its product vesicle trafficking 1 (gene VTA1). Gene Ontology annotation, cellular component: multivesicular body. Gene Ontology annotation, biological process: late endosome to vacuole transport via multivesicular body sorting pathway. NCBI's taxonomy places the organism in Eukaryota, Metazoa, Chordata, Aves, Passeriformes, Icteridae. The record is from RefSeq and is a predicted model, not a curated record.
AGCGAGACCCGCGCGCCGCCGCCUCCGCCGCCGCCCGCGCUAUGGCGGCCCCGGCGCUGCCCCCGCUGCCGCCGCAGCUCAAGAGCAUCCAGCACCAUCUGCGGACCGCACAGGAGCUGGACAAGCGCGAGCCCGUGGUGGCGUACUACUGUCGUUUGUAUGCAAUGCAGACAGGGAUGAAGAUUGACAGUAAAACGCCAGAAUGCCGUAAAUUUUUGUCCAAACUUAUGGAUCAGUUGGAAGCUAUGAAAAAGCAAUUUGGUGAUAAUGAAGCAAUUACUCAGGAAAUUGUUGGCUCUGCUCAUGUGGAGAAUUAUGCCUUGAAAAUGUUUUUGUAUGCAGACAAUGAAGACAGAGCUGGGCAAUUUCAUAAAAACAUGAUAAAGUCCUUUUAUACUGCAAGUCUCCUGAUAGAUGUUCUAACAGUAUUUGGGGAGCUCUCUGAAGAGAACGCCCAGCACAGGAAGUACGCCAGGUGGAAGGCAGCAUACAUUCAUAACUGCUUAAAGAAUGGAGAGACUCCUCAGCCUGGCCCCAUUGGAAUGGAGGGAGAGAGUUUUGCAGAUGCUGAAAGGGAAGAAGCGGGGUCAUCUUCUGUCCAUAGUGGAACAGCUCCAUCAUCAUCAUCAUCUACAUAUGAAGCUAACAACACACCAACUAGUAAUUACACUGGCAUACAUAUACCACCAGGUGCCCAUGCACCUGCCAACACUCCAGCUGAAGUACCUCAUAACACAGGAGUGACAAGUAACACCAUUCAGCCUGCUCCUCAGAAUAUUCCUCUGGUUGAUCCUUCCCUUUACAGUGCUCAGUCUACAGGAGAAGUCCGCUUGACUCCAGAGGACUUUGCCAGAGCUCAAAAAUAUUGCAAAUAUGCUGGCAGUGCGUUGCAGUAUGAAGAUGUGAGCACUGCUGUGCAAAAUCUACAGAAGGCCCUCAAGUUACUCAUUACAGGCAGAGAAUGAAACUUUAAUCCAACAGAUUCAUGUCUUUCACCUAAGGAACUAACAGUUUAUUACUGUACCUGUUAGGGAAGUGGAGUUACACAGAAAUUCUCAAUCCCAUCACUCAUGACUAUGAAACCACUGUUUCAGUGUCAGACUAGCAAUUAAUGGUACAGUAGGAAUCUCUGUUUUCAUUUUAAAGACAGUGGAGCUUGAAACAUGAAUGCAGUGGCUUGAUGUAUGCAAAAUAUUAAAGAAAGUACUGUGAACACCACUCAAGAGUUAGAAUUCAUUUUGGAAUAUUUGGACUAUCAGAAUUGGAAAAUGCUCAAUGUAAAAAACUUAAAAAUUAGGAUGUUUUGUUAAAAUUUUUACUCCUGUUUUAUUAUUGCAAACAAUUAUUUAAUAGAUAUAAUAGCUUUAAAAUGGUAACUAAGAUUAGUGCUUUCCUCCUGAAAUGAGAGGCUGAAUGUGAGAAGGCUGACAGGUCCACACUGGGAAGGACUUUUCUAUACGUAAAUUAUUUCGGUAUUUGUAUUAUCUGAGACAUAAGUCUAAGUUGAGGGACUCUUGAGGACAUUUGUAUUUCAUUUGAAAAUGUUCUGGAAAAAAAAAUCUCCCGAUACUUCAGAGGGAGUAAUUUUGAUGCUGUUCCAAUUUAAUCUCCCACAGAUGUAUGGGUUACUACAUGUAUUCUUGAUUAUUGGUUCUUGCUCCUUCUGUAUGAACAAUUAAAAUUUUAUAUAUCUGUAUGAGUAAUUAAGAGAAAAUACUAAUAUUUAUCAACAAUGAUCCCAAAACUGGAGGCAGAGAUUCUAAAUAAUUUGAAAUUUUAGGAAGACUCACUGAAAGAACAAAACUGUUCCAUCUUUUUAAGAGGCUGAAAAAAAGCUCGUUCUUCAUCCAUUAAAACACUAUAGUUAUGUCUCUGGUAUUAGUGUCAUAGAGCUUUGUAUUUCCAACUAAUAUUUUUCCUGUCUGCUUUGUUGUGAAGACUUUUGGACUUGGGAUUUAAUUAAAAUAUCUUGGAAACUGAAUUUUGAGUCUUUAUGAGGUCUACCACUGUAAUUAUAGAUCUCCUGAUUGUUAAAAAGCCCCCCAUGCUGUUUAAAAGAAAGAAUACACAAUCUUUGAACUGGCGUGACAUAAUAAUUGAGUACACCAUUAAGCAUGUCUGAUAUAUGUAAAAAUUUUAAUGACAUUCUAUCUGAUCUCUCUGUCUUUCCAAGCUGCUGGAUCAAAUCCAUGUUAUUUAUUGCUGCACUGCUUUGAAGUGACUAAAAUGAGUCUUAUAUUCAAAGCAAAAAGAAAGAAAAAGAAAAUGAAACAUAAGCAUGCAUUAAAGUUUAGCUGGUGGAAUCCCUUUAA